This is a messenger RNA of Eimeria mitis, 876 nucleotides long. RefSeq lists its product as uncharacterized. Lineage: Eukaryota; Apicomplexa; Conoidasida; Eucoccidiorida; Eimeriidae. The transcript has 4 exons. Bases 1 to 876 code for a protein of 291 amino acids. The record is from RefSeq and is a predicted model, not a curated record.
AUGAAAAAACAAGAGAUAUCUCUCUCUUCUUUAUCUGGUUUCCCUUCUCUGGGGGAGACGACAGCUCCCCGAUCCCCGCCGCCGCUCCCAGCAGGUGCUUGGGGGGUCCGAGCAGCAGCAGCAAAAGUUGCUGCUGCUGCUGCUGCUGCUGCUGCUGCUGCUGCUGCUGCUCGCCCCUCUGCAGCAGAGACAAAUACAAAAGCAAACACUUCUGAGCCCGAAAAAAGACAAGACGAAGACACAGCAGCAGCAGCAGCAAAAGAAGAACAAACAACAGCAGCAGCAGCAGCAGAAACAGCAGCAACAAAUUUAUCUCCCCGCCCCACAACCGGAGACAAACGAGACAGAACAAAGACCCCCCAUCAUCAGCAGCAGCAGCAGCAGCAGCAGCAGCAGCAGCAGCAGCAGCAGGAGGAUAUAUCUGGUGCUGCUGCAGACACAGGGGGCUCUGACGGGGCCCCCCGCAAGCAAAAAAGUAUCGAUAGAGAAGCAGCUGGGGAUCGGGAUCGUGUUGCUGCUGCUGCUGAGGAGGAGAGUGUGGGGUGUGGGGUGUGGGGUGUAUACAACCCCCCCCCUCCCCCCAGCACCACCACCACCCCCACCACCACCACCACCACCACCCCCAGGAGUAUCGAUAGAGAAGCAGCUGGGGAUCGGGAUCGUGUUGCUGCUGCUGCUGAGGAGGAGAAUGUGGGGUGUGGGGUGUGGGGUGUAUACAACCCCCCCCCUCCCCCCACCACCACCACCACCACCACCACCACCACCCCCACCACCCCCAGCACCACCAACCACCCCCAGCAGCAGCAGCAGCAGCAGCAGCAGCAGCGGUGGAGUGUAUGGGGAUAUAGAGGAGACAAAGGAAGCAUAUAUGCGUGA